AUCGUUCAAUACAAAGGUGAAUAUCAUGCAAAUCAUCCAACGAUACUCGCUUUUUGGGAGGCAUUUUUUGAGUUGACAAGCUCAGCAAGCUAUAUACUUGGUAACCUAUAUUUCAUGUAUUUUUCCUUUCUUUCAUCGAUGCAACUUUUUCUUGCAAUUCAUAGGCUAGUUUUCGUUUUCCCACGGAUUCAACAAUUUCUACAGUUCUUAAUGGGUUCGACGCGACUGCCGGUUGGUGGUAUGUCAUCGAUGAAGAUGUACGUUCAACCGACAGCUCCAGAGGUGCUACCGGUUGCGCACACCUGCUUCAACCUGCUCGACCUGCCCAAUAUCGCCGACAGCAAAGAACUGUUGCGCCGCUUGCGGAUCUCCAUCCAGCAUACGCAAGGAUUCACCCUCGUUUGA
Messenger RNA from Ostertagia ostertagi, 405 nucleotides. The record is from the annotation of a GenBank genome assembly. NCBI's taxonomy places the organism in Eukaryota, Metazoa, Nematoda, Chromadorea, Rhabditida, Trichostrongylidae.